AGAGACAGUAUGUGUAGGGCUGCAUUUGAACGAGGGGGUGGCACUGCACAAAAAUAGCGCUAAAGGAACAUCAAAGAUGCAAGACAAAAGGGAUUCUCUAUAACCUUUCUUACUUUUUGAACCUUUGACUUUGCACUCACUGCGAGCGUAGGUGAUGUUGCACGAGCGAUAAUGAGCGAUAGAUUGGGCAAAGAGGCAGAGAUCGAGAUUUGGACUGAGAAUAAGGAGGGGAGGGGGGAUUUAAAGGGAAAGAAACAGAGGGAGAUUUAGAUAGAGCCUACAGAGUAAGUGCGAGGGAAGAGAGCCAGCGCAGAGAAGGAGCAGAGGGAGCGGAUGGGAGAAGAGAAGAGGAGAGGCAUUGACUGGAAGCAUACACAUGGAAGAGAGAAGAAAACGGCUAUUUCAUGUGUUCACUGUGCAUGACUGAAGAGUGCGGCUGUCUGACUGGAUUGUUAGUCAUCUGCUGCCCCACAACUAGAGGACGUACAAAAAGCACACAGGCAGGCUGGGAAUAUAGAGCUGUGUGCAGAGGAUGAACAGGCGGUGUGGGCUCGUUGGCUGUGAUCGCUGUCCUCAGACCCCAUAGCCUCUUCCACUGGUGCUGUUGCAGGCCGUUAGCCUUGCAGUUAGACAGCAACAGUCAUAAAUACAGAAUGAGCUCCAAGCACUCCUCCGACUGGAUUCCCUACAGCACUUUAGAUGAUGAGGGCACCAACCUCCGCCAGCAGAAACUGGACAGACAGCGAGCACUCCUUGAACAGAAGCAGAAGAAGAAGAGGCAAGAGCCCCUGAUGGUCCAGUCUAAUGUGGAUGGGAGAUCACGGACCCGUCGGACCAAGCAAAGUGAGGAACAGGCUCCACUGGUGGAAUCCUACCUCAGCAGCAACAGCAGCACUAUCUACCAUGUGCAAGAAGCUGAACAGGAAGAGGUGAAGGUGAUGUCGGAUCCACAGCCACCACGCUCAGCCAAAAAGGGCAAAGCAUCAGCCAGUUCCACUCCACAGACAGGCAGUGAAAAGAAGGAGAGGAAGGGGAAACACAAAGCAGGGAUCGAUGGCCUGGCUUCCCAGCAGGAUGACAGUCAGAUCCAGAUCCUGACAGUGGGUCACCCCACCUCAGAGGAGGCCGAGGCAGAGCCCGUGAUGAGCUGCACUCAGUCUCAGAGUAAACAGGAUCUUCGCGUGACCAUGCUCAAAAAAGGUAUAUCGAGCAGCAUGAAUUUUGAUGAAGAGGAGGAUGAUGAUGAUGAAAUUAGCUCCAGCUCUUCACAGCUCAACAGCAACACAAGACCAGGCUCUGCCACCAGUAAAAAGUCCAGCAAGGAGGUGGCCUCAGCACCCACUCCACCAGUCAGUGAACCUGCCAUUGAUGUUGAUGACCUUGAGGAGUUUUCGCUGCGCCCAGCACCGCAGGGGGUCAGAGUGAAGUGCAGAAUCACCAGGGACAAAAAGGGCAUGGACAGAGGCAUGUAUCCGACCUACUAUCUCCACCUGGAGAGAGAGGAUGGCAAGAAGGUGUUCCUGUUAGCUGGGAGAAAGAGGAAAAAGAGUAAAACAUCAAAUUACCUCAUCUCCAUUGAUCCAACUGAUCUGUCUCGAGGUGGAGAGAGUUUUAUUGGCAAACUGAGAUCAAACCUCAUGGGAACUAAGUUCACUGUAUAUGACAACGGUCUGAACCCUAUGAAGAGCACCACCAGCCUCGAAGCUAGCAACUUGCGUCAAGAGCUAGCAGCCAUUUGCUAUGAAACCAAUGUCUUAGGAUUUAAAGGGCCUCGAAAAAUGAGUGUCAUCAUUCCCGGAAUGAACAUGGACCACGAGAGAGUUUCUAUUCGGCCACGAAAUGAUCAUGAGUCACUGCUGGCCAGGUGGCAGAACAAGAACACAGAGAGCGUGAUUGAACUUCACAACAAGACGCCUGUGUGGAACGAUGACACACAGUCCUACGUGCUCAACUUCCACGGCAGAGUCACUCAGGCUUCCGUUAAGAAUUUCCAAAUUAUUCACGACAAUGACCCUGACUAUAUUGUGAUGCAGUUUGGCCGUGUGGCAGAAGAUGUGUUCACCAUGGACUAUAACUACCCAAUGUGUGCCCUGCAAGCCUUUGCUAUUGCCCUCUCCAGCUUUGACAGCAAGUUAGCUUGUGAAUAGACUCCAGCCUGAAGUUCAGUGGAUAACAACUCCUCCUGUUGUCUCAACAAGGGCUGCUUAUGUAUCACUGGGGCUGAUUUGAGAUCACCUGUUACCUUGGAAGUCCCACAUAUCCUGAAAUGCUUUAUGGGACUUAAAUUAUGUGUACGUAUGUGUGUGGGGGUGGGGUGGGACCUCAGGAUGGUGUUUGUCAGUGGAAGAAAACAAGCACAAAGAGUAAUCCACUUUCCAAAUCAGAUUCAUUUGUUUUGAUAACUAUAGUCAUUUUGUACUGCACUGGCAUUAUAAAUAUGUUUCUUUAUGUAGUAGUUCUAGUAAUUUAACAUUUCUUUAUCUGUGAACUAUAACUAACCGUUAUACAUCAGUAAGUUUAAAAAAAAAGUUGACUGGGUUUAUGUAGUCUACCAACACAAAGUCACACGCUUCCUCGAGCAUGGAUACUGCUUAUAUACUUACUGAAUUAAUAAUAACAUGCAUGUCACAAUGUAUUUAUUUUAUUGACAUAUUUAUUACCUGCACAUUUUAUGUUCUCUGCUGUCAUUUGCAACAAAUUCUGCUGUAAUCGCUCCACGGAACUGCAAGCACAUUAAAUGUCAUGCUAGGAAGAUCACUUGUAUCCACAGUAAAAACAAAAAAAAAAUUAGAGGUAUGAAAAGGGGAAAGGCAUGUUACACAGUGCUGUGUAUCAUAUACAAUAUUGUGUCACAGUGUCAUAUACGUGAAUGUGUAGGAUGAUGGUGCACUUUACUUUGAAGUCUGUGGUGGAUGAGCUAUAGCUGUACAUACUUUAUUGUGCCUUUGAAGACUAAUUCCAGUGUUACACCUUGGCCGUAAAAGGAGCUGAGCUUGAAUUGGUCUUUGCGUUUUUUGCUUUCCUCACAUACACCGAGAGGAUUUCUCUGUAGCUACUUAAAUUUUUUUUUUUCUUUAAUGAAAGUUCAUUUCGACUGAAUAACAAUGCCUGGGGUUGCACAACAUUCAGAAGAUAAUAAUAAGUGUGCAUCUUAAGAUUUUAACUUAAAAUUAUAUUUAGGGUCCAGAACAUGUUGCACUAAAUAGAUGGCUAUUUAUUUACACAAUACUGUAAAUCAGGCAGCAGAUAUAUAGCAGAUAUCUGAGGUACUCAGGCCUAAGUGUCACGGUCCUGGCUCAGUGUUUUUAGUUAUUCAUUUAUGUUCUAGUUAAGCUUAUGUAGUUCAUUUCUAUUAUGCUAGGUUGCUGUUAUUGUUCAUUGUUUAGUAGCUUCCCCGUUUUCAAAGUCUCGUUUUCAUGCCCGUUGUAUUUAGGUUUACAUUUUCCUGUGGCAUCAUUAUGUUCAUUCUAGUCAGCUGUUUCCUCACGUGUCUCCACUUCCCCUCAUCACCUCAUGUGCACAUUUAAGUCUUUUGUCUCUUACUGUUCGUUGUCAGGUCGUCUGCCUGUGUUCCCCCAUGUCAGUCUUAGUCAAAGUUAUAGUCUUAGCUGUCGAGUUAAGUUGUUUUUUUUUUUUCUUUAUUUAUGCUUAUCUAGUCCUCCUCUCGCUUUUGAUUCUUGUGUCAGCCCAAAUGAAAGCUCGCCUUUUGUUUAACUUUAGUUCAGUUCUCUCACGUCCGCUUUUUGGGUCCAUACCUUAAACACACCAGCUGCCCAGCCGUGACACUAAGGUUGUGCUGGUAUCUUCUGAUCUCUGCUUGGAAAAUGUACCGAACAGAAAUUGACUUACUGCCAACAGACAUACUCGUACAAUGUGAAACUAGCUUCGAUGCAUCUUCCAUCUUUUGCUUUAUGUAUUAAAUUAGCUCUGUGCUUCACUGAGAUGGAGUAUGAUACAUUCCUCAUCCGACUGGCAGUAAGUUUCUAUAUCACGUAGUUUAUUGCUGUUCAUAUUUUUACUCAAACUAUUAUUCCUCUUGCUCCUUAUGGGGCAGUAUCCUUUCUCAAAUAUAUGACGGUAUUUUGUAUUUUACGACCAUUAAAAAAAAAAAAUGCUGAAUGGAGGUGACGAAUAAUCUCCACUAUUGUUACUGUGGGUUCUGAGCAAAUCUUUAUCAAAUGUGCUAUUCUUGUACUCAACUGUGUUCUAACUAUUUCAAAUUUCUAUUUUAAAACUGUUGAUACUCUUGCUGUAAAGUCUGCUUUUCAUACAUGUGUCCAAGAGCCAGAGGUUCUGUCACUUUGUUUUUCGUGCUGUCAUUGUAAUGUACAGUAAAUGGUGUACAAUUUACUUUGGUGGUACACAGUCCUUUGUUCAUGAAAAAAAGAAAUAAAAUUACAUAAAAAUA
Messenger RNA from Neolamprologus brichardi, 4408 nucleotides. It is a transcript of the gene tub, whose product is annotated as TUB bipartite transcription factor. The record is from RefSeq and is a predicted model, not a curated record. Gene Ontology annotation, cellular component: cilium. Lineage: Eukaryota; Metazoa; Chordata; Actinopteri; Cichliformes; Cichlidae. Gene Ontology annotation, biological process: protein localization to cilium.